CUGAGGCGUAAGACUUACGAAAGUACAACAUAAUUUUUCUCCAACUAUCUAUCAACUCUUACUCUCCGAUCCAAAAAUUAUUGUGGAUUCUUUCUCUCUCUCUCUCUCUCACAAGCAAAGAGUAGAGAGUUUGUUCUAUCAUGAACUGAAGAAGAUUGGCCCAUGAUAGUUUGAUAUCGCUCUGUAAUAGGAAGACCAUGGGACAAGCUUCACCAUUACUUGUAAUAUUUUUGGUUCUUGGUUCUUCCUUUGCCACAUAUAAUCUGGUAACAAUGAUAAUCCACUAUGGAUCUUCAGAAAGUGUGGCUAUUGAUGAUAGUACAUUAUUUGUCGACCCUAUUACUGAGAUGCCUUUGUAUGUAAAGAAUCGGAAGACAUCUAAAUCACCCUUUCAUGUUGCCUUAACGGCAACUGAUGCUCCAUACAACAAAUGGCAAUGCCGCAUCAUGUAUUACUGGUAUAAGCGACAAAGGAACUUACCCGGGUCAGAGAUGGGAGGAUUCACUAGAAUUCUACAUUCUGGAAAUCCUGACAACUUGAUGGAUGAAAUUCCUACUGUUGUGGUUGAUCCUCUUCCAGCAGGUCUGGACCGGGGAUACAUUGUUCUGAAUAGGCCAUGGGCCUUUGUGCAGUGGUUGGAAAAGGCUAAAAUAGAAGAAGAAUAUGUGUUAAUGGCAGAGCCUGAUCACAUAUUUGUACGUCCUCUGCCCAAUCUGGCUUAUGGAGGACAUCCAGCUGCUUUUCCAUUUUUUUACAUUAAGCCUGAUCAGAAUGAAAAAAUCAUAAGAAAGUUUUAUCCUGAGGAGAAUGGUCCAGUUACAAAUGUUGAUCCGAUUGGCAAUUCUCCUGUAAUUAUCAGAAAGGAUUUGAUCGCCAAGAUUGCUCCCACAUGGAUGAAUGUUUCUUUGAAGAUGAAAGAAGACCCAGAGACUGAUAAAGCUUUUGGAUGGGUGCUAGAAAUGUAUGCAUAUGCUGUAGCAUCUGCCCUGCAUGGUGUGCGGCAUAUUCUGCGAAAAGACUUCAUGCUACAGCCCCCAUGGGAUCUUGAAACUACCAAUAAGUUUAUAAUUCAUUAUACUUAUGGGUGUGACUACAAUCUAAAGGGUGAAUUGACGUAUGGUAAAAUUGGUGAGUGGAGAUUUGACAAAAGGUCACACCUUCAAGGACCUCCACCAAGAAACUUGUCCUUACCCCCACCCGGGGUUCCUGAAAGUGUGGUGACCCUUGUAAAGAUGGUGAACGAGGCUACUGCUAACAUCCCCAAUUGGGACAAAUCUUUGGUCAUAGAAUGAUAGAUCAAUGUACACUAUCAAUAAACGGAGAAGUAAUUUUUUU
Molecule: messenger RNA, 1335 nt
Organism: Gastrolobium bilobum
Lineage: Eukaryota; Viridiplantae; Streptophyta; Magnoliopsida; Fabales; Fabaceae
Product: hydroxyproline O-arabinosyltransferase RDN2
Exons: 10
Coding region: 198-1292 (364 amino acids)
Molecular function (GO): glycosyltransferase activity
Source: RefSeq, a predicted model, not a curated record